Aphanomyces astaci is the source of this 582-nucleotide messenger RNA. RefSeq lists its product as hypothetical. The record is from RefSeq and is a predicted model, not a curated record. The transcript has 3 exons. Lineage: Eukaryota; Oomycota; Saprolegniomycetes; Saprolegniales; Verrucalvaceae. Bases 1 to 582 code for a protein of 193 amino acids.
AUGUCAACGGACGAACAACCGACUUUGACGGUACGCCAGUCGCGGCGCCUCGCGGGAGUUGCCCCGGAAUACGGACUACUGGACACAAGACGUUUGACGCACCAGUCCUCGACCCCAGAACCUGCGCAACUAGACGAUCACACCGAUCUGCCAACGUCGUCCCCGGAACGCAAGCGAGAAGCCGAAGGCUCUCCCCACGUGUCGCCGUCGACGAACAGCCCCGACACGCGUCCCCCGCCGAAGAAACCAGCACUGGCCCCGGGUGCUGACUCGGCUCCUGAGCCUUUGUCACCCCAUGCCGGGAUUGUCCAGCUACCAGAAACACCCCCAUGGUCCAAGGAACGCCCGGCAGCAUGCCACAACGCUUAUACCGAAUUCACACGCGACAUUGUCAAGAAGCAGGAAUUGGAAGCUUUGCGCUUCUUUCAGAAAGCCCAUGACAACCGAUCUCGGCUGCUGGACGACCGGGAAACUCGACUCGUAGAAAUGGCCGAAUUAGCGGCGCAGGCGGCUGAAGCUCAUGAAGCCUACCGUCAGGAACAGUUCAAGGAGGCUUUGGGGUACCUCCAGGAAUGCUACUAA